AUGGAUUGUCAUUCCAAUUCUACAUCAGAAACUAUAAGAAAAAAUAAACUGCUAAUUUACAGUCGUCAGAUGCAGUUCGAUGAUGACGACGAAGAAUUCUGUUCACAUGUUAACAUUUAUAAUGAACACAGAGGUCAUUUGGAGCGAGACCGAAGAGCACGUACGGAUUUGGAUACUGAAAUACUUGAUCUUUAUGAUCCCAUUCAAGAAAAAACUUCACAAAAUUCAACUAAGCAGUCUAUAUUUUCUUCAACAUCAAUAUCAAAAAGUAUUGAGAUUUGGUUUUCAUUUUAUCGUUUUGUUGAGGUGCUAUUUAUUUCAGAUCUACAGCAAAAUUAA
Molecule: messenger RNA, 339 nt
Organism: Scutellospora calospora
Lineage: Eukaryota; Fungi; Glomeromycota; Glomeromycetes; Diversisporales; Gigasporaceae
Source: the annotation of a GenBank genome assembly